Molecule: messenger RNA, 1386 nt
Organism: Cotesia congregata
Lineage: Eukaryota; Metazoa; Arthropoda; Insecta; Hymenoptera; Braconidae
Source: the annotation of a GenBank genome assembly
AUGCCCCCCUCACCCCCGGCAAAACCUCGGCUUCGCCUCGGUUUUGCAAAACCCCUUCCCCGGGGUUGCGUACUUUCGGCUGGAGAGCAAGAAAAAUAUAAAUUUUAUGUUUCAGGACUGUCGAUAGGAAAUUUCGAUAUUCUGGGCGAAUUGUCGAAACAUCAUUUACUAUUACUUGACUCAGCAAUCGACGACCAUAAAAAUUUUGCAGAUGAGCCUGCUCCUAUGUUUGCUGAGCCAAUACCUAAUGUCACAGUUAGCAUUGGUCGAGAUGCGUUAUUGGCUUGUAUAGUAAAUAAUCUGAAGCAUUACCAGGUGGCAUGGGUGAGAGUUGAUACUCAAACGAUUCUUUCAAUCCAUGAUAACGUCAUCACACAAAAUCCACGAAUAUCAUUAUCAUAUAAUGAUCAUCGUUCAUGGUAUCUUCACAUAAAAAACGUGCAAGAAAUAGAUCGAGGCUGGUAUAUGUGUCAAAUUAAUACUGACCCAAUGCGAAGCCUCCAAGGAUAUCUUCAAGUAGUCGUACCUCCAAAAAUUAUCGCAAAAGAAACGAGUACCGACAUGGUUGUAAGGGAAGCUUCAAAUGUAACGUUAGUAUGCAAAGCGGUCGGAUAUCCAGAACCAUAUGUAAUGUGGCGGCGCGAAGAUGGCAGGAAUAUUAAUUAUAAUGGAGAAAGUGUUAGCGUAGUCAACGGUGAGGUUCUUCAUAUCGUAAAAAUCAGUCGAUUACAUAUGGGCGCUUAUUUAUGCAUAGCAAGCAACGAAGUACCUCCUUCAGUGAGUGCACGCGUUGAUGUUCGAGUGCAAUUUCCGCCAAUGUUGUCCAUACCAAAUCAAUUGGAAGGAGCCUACAUUGGUCAGGAUGUUACUUUAGAAUGUCAUACAGAAGCUUAUCCUACAUCAAUAAAUUAUUGGACGACGGAGACAGGUGACAUGAUUGUUUCGGGCUAUUACCAUUCGAUUGCAGGUGAAAAAUAUGAAGCGCUAUACACUGAUAGCGGUUACAAUAAGUACAUGAUGCUGAAAAUCCGAAAUGUUGGACCCAAAGAUUUUGGAUCGUAUAAGUGUGUCGCGCAAAACUCCCUUGGAGGCACGGAUGGGGUGAUAAAAUUAGAUGAAAUUCCUGCACCAUCAACUACGACAACACAAGCUACCUACUACGUUACUUCGUUAAUAAAAAAAAAUGCAAAAAAUGGAAACAAGAAAUAUCGACAACGACCGAAUGAUUAUGAAGUAGAAGAAUGGCGAGAUAAUGAUUACGAAAAAGACUACGACUCCACAAAGAAGUCACAACUCGAUACCAAAGACAGUGGAUCUAUAAAAAUUUCAGAUUCAUUGCUCGCGUGGCUUCUAUCGCCAUUAUUACUAAUUUCAGCAGGAAGAUGA